AUGUGUGUUCCGAGCCCGGAGCACACACUCCGCACUCUCAGCACUAACCGCCGGGGAGAAGGGGAAGCACCGCCUCCUGCACCCUCUAUUUAUAUCCCACGCGGCACUCGCCCCGCCCCAGCGCGUCUGACGCUAGGACCCUACGUCAGCGUCAGCGCCGGAGGAGGAGAAAAGAGGGGAUUCUGCGCACGCGUCGCGGCCGGGGGCGGGGCCCGCGCUGCGUGCGGGCUCGUGGGGGAGGGGAGAAUCUACUCGCCAGCGGCUCUCAGAGUAGUCGGGUGGGACGGCCCCGCCUUUCAGACACCCCGCCCCGACAUCCACCCGGGAGAAGCGUUAACCCGUCAACACCGCGGUGGGCGGUGCGCAGGGCUUCCGGGUUCCUCGGCAGUAACCACCCUACACGUGCACGGUAGCCCGGGCCUCCUCCCGCCGCAGCCUGCCCGACUUCGCUCGCCCCCGCCCCUGAGGAACGCCGGGCCUGAGUGGGCUGGCGUGAUCCCAUCCAGGCCCAGUAUCCGAAACGUGCGUGAAAAGAGCCAAGGCUGGCUUUCCCCGUCUCCUACCCGGACCGUACUACGAAUCCCAGCGGGCAGCACCGCCCCGCGCGUCGGCCGCAGGAGCGGUGCCUGCUGGGAACUGGAGUCCCCAACGGCCGCGGCGCCCGCUGACCCUAACUGGUCGCGGGCCCUGGUGGCCCCCAACCGUCCUGGCGCUGAACCCCGGUUGCCACCCCGCGCUAUUCACAGGUGUGACCCAUGUUAUCAGUUUCUUAUGUGUCCCAGAAUACUUGGUGAACACAAGUAUGUGAGUAACGAUAGCAUGCCUUCACUGUGUGCGUGGGUUUUUCCUAUUAACUUAUGAGUGUUUUAGGGACCACUUUGUAUCAGUGUACCAGCAGCCUCCUUCCUCACGACUGUAUAGCCUUAAGAGUCUAUUUUGAAGGAUACCUGAAGGUGGCCUGUCUGCCUUCUUGACAACUAACGAAGUAGCUUGCAUGUGUAACGUGAAGAAUACAAAUUUCACAAGAGAGGUAAGAAUAAAAACAGGCAGAACCUAUGGCAGCACCUACUCAUGCACACCCCUCAUAUGGAGGAUGGCCACAUUUAAAAAUGCCUAGUUCUUUUCUUUUAAACUUAUAUUUUGAACCAAAUCAUGCUAAGCUUUGUGAAGUGACCCAGGAUAUUACAUUUUGAUACCACUAUGAUUUAGAAAACAUAAUUAUAAUUUCAAUAAUAUGUAAGCCCCUUUAGCCCCAUUGCACAUAGAGUAAAAUCCAAACUUCUCACCAAGGCAUCCCAGGCUUGGCGUGAUCUGGCUCCAGACUUGUGUGUAACCACUAGGCUCCAACCACAUAGGCCUCUUAUCACAGCCAGCCCUUUCUGCCUCUGGGCCUUAGCCCUUCCUCCUCUCUCAGUCUGGCGUGCUCUUUCCUGGGCUCAUUCUGUGGCUCUCUGCUUCAGCCUCCAACCUCAGUUUAAAUGUCAUCUCCUUCUUGACGUCUUUACUGCAUGUGCCAUCUAUAGGACUCUGUCACCCCAGCCCACACUACUACUGUCUUCAUAGCACUUACUACAACCUAUAGUUACUUUGUGUAUUUGUUUAUUUUGUUAUAGUUAUUUUGUUUAUGAUUAUCUCCCACUGGAAUGUAAGAUCCUGAUGACAAGGAACUGAUCUGUCUUCACCAGUGUAUCUCCAGGACCUAAACCAGUGCUUGCCAUUUCAAAUUGUCCCUCAUAAUUAAAUAAACAUAGUGAGUUACUCUAAAGGAAAUACUGUUUUUAGAUAAGUUUUUAAAAUUUCAUUAACAUCUGUCUGGAGUCCUAUUUACUUCUGUAAGUAAGAGACAUUCAGUGUGUUUACAUCACUAAAGCUACUUGCAUCCGCUCCGCUAGGGCACCUAGGAGGUGACGCUGCUCAUGCCCUGACAGUAUGUGCUCAUC
Molecule: messenger RNA, 1940 nt
Organism: Phyllostomus discolor (pale spear-nosed bat)
Lineage: Eukaryota; Metazoa; Chordata; Mammalia; Chiroptera; Phyllostomidae
Exons: 3
Coding region: 1-861 (286 amino acids)
Source: RefSeq, a predicted model, not a curated record